This is a messenger RNA of Gekko japonicus, 2845 nucleotides long. RefSeq names its product glycosyltransferase like domain containing 1 (gene QTMAN). The transcript has 11 exons. The coding region runs from base 126 to 1583 and encodes 485 amino acids. Lineage: Eukaryota; Metazoa; Chordata; Lepidosauria; Squamata; Gekkonidae. Gene Ontology annotation, molecular function: glycosyltransferase activity. The record is from RefSeq and is a predicted model, not a curated record.
CGCGUCGCUCCUGACGGCCUCCAGGAGGGACCAAGAGCGAGGAGGCCUUCACAUCUCUAGACACAAGUGGACAGAAGACUUGGGAUUUAGAUGUCCCUGUUUUGGUUCCUCACUUCCUGGUGGAGAUGCAGUGGAUAGAGGCCUUGACAACUAUCUUGUAUUCCUGGACAACUUUGGAAACUUAUACAAGAAUGAGCAUUCUACUGAUUGAAGCUUUUUAUGGAGGUUCGCACAAGCAGUUAGUAGAUCUUCUUCAAGAGGACAUAGAAGAUUGUGUCCUCUUUACUCUCCCUGCAAAGAAAUGGCAUUGGAGAGCUAGAACGGCAGCUCUCUACUUCAUGCAAACCAUACCGGCCAGUGCUGAUUACAGGAUCCUCUUUGCAAGCUCCGUGCUUAACCUGACUGAACUCGUUGCCCUUCGGCCUGACCUUGGCAAAUUGAAAAAGGUCUUUUACUUCCAUGAGAACCAAUUGAUAUAUCCUGUCCAGAAAUGUCAGGAAAGGGACUUCCAGUAUGGCUACAACCAGAUCCUUUCAUGUUUGGUUGCUGACAUUGUGGUGUUCAACUCUGCUUAUAAUAUGGAGUCAUUUCUAACAUCUAUUGGAAAAUUCAUGAAGCUGAUGCCUGACCGUAGACCCAAGUGUCUGGAAAAAUUAAUCAGACCAAAAUGCCAAGUCCUGUAUUUUCCAGUGAAGUUUCCUGAUGUGAGCAGGUUUAUGCCAGAACACAAAUUGGCCCUUAAUGAGAACACACCUGGAGCUAAAGGAAAUGGAAAUCCUGACCCAUUCAUGAGUCUGCCUUCCCAAGAAAAGAAUGAGAGAACUAUGGGUUUAACAAAAGAUAGCAACUCAGACAUGAGGUCUGCUGAUUGCAAAACACAGACAGAAUGUUGUUCCUCUUUGCAAGAGAGACUGCAUAACCUGCCAACAACACCAAGGGAACUGAACGAGCCUACUUUCUCCAAAAGCGCAAGUCAUUGUCAAGAAGAAGAUAAGCCACAUGAAACUUGUAAUCUUUGCAGAACCCCAGGAGAACUGGAGCGUCAGCAGAAACCUUUGCACAUCGUUUGGCCUCACAGGUGGGAACACGAUAAAGAUCCGGAGAGUUUCUUUAAAGUUCUGCUGAAAAUGAAACAGAUGGAGCUAAAUUUUCAUGUUUCUGUCCUUGGAGAGACCUUUACUCAUGUUCCAGUUAUAUUUUCAGAGGCCAAAAAGGCACUGGGAUCAUCUGUCUUACACUGGGGCUACUUGCCUAGCAAAGACGAGUAUUUCCAAGUUCUAUGCAUGGCUGAUGUUGUCAUCUCCACAGCUAAACAUGAAUUCUUUGGCGUGGCAAUGAUAGAAGCUGUGUAUUGUAGCUGUUAUCCACUCUGUCCCAAGGCUUUGGUCUACCCAGAAAUGUUUCCAGCUGAAUAUCUGUAUUCUACACCUGAACAGCUUUUUAAAAGGCUUCAGAAUUUCUGCAAGAGACCAGAUAUUGUAAGGAAACAUCUCUAUAAGGGAGAGAUGGCUCAGUUUUCUUGGGCAGCGCUCCGUGGUAAAUUCAGGUCUUUGCUCACAACAGAACCCAAGGAAGAUUUGUGACAGCUGGGGCUAAGUCACAAACUUGCAGCCCAAGGCAGACUCUGUGGAACUUUCCAGAGUGUGCCCAUAUUUACCUGAUCAGAGAGAAAAGAAAAUCUGCAGAGGAAGCUCAGCUCGGCUGCUUGUCAUAGCUGACACAGAGCCAUCUGCCACAAACCUGUGGCGGCUUCAGAUCUCCAAUCCCUGCCACCACCCUGACUCAAAUUAAAUACAGAUUCUGAGAGACGUUACGAUGGUUACACAUGUCCUCGGCAUCACAUGGAGGAGACUGUUCGGGGAGGGGGGGGGAUAUGUGGCCUGUUGUAUAACUGCGCUCAUGUAUCCCAUAUGUGGUGCCACAUUGAAUUUCCGGUUGAAUCUGUUUUUAUCCUUUGUACUGGAUUACUUGGUGCCUGAAUUCUUUCUUUUCUGCUGACGUGAUGGCAGCCAAGAUUACAGCUUCAAACACUCGCCUUUUUGGCUGGCUUUCUACCUAGGUUGCCAGGUUAUCGUUGGAGCCUCACUGUGUCCUCUGUGGGCCACAGGGUCUGAAAGGAGGACCAGAAUCCUCCUGGACUAAUUGGGCAAGCCCCGUAUGAAUGGCUUGGAACUAAAGGGCUGUUUAUGCACAUUUCCUUUCUUCCUCCCUCUCUCCUUCUCCCUCCCCCCUCCUUUUGCAAAUUAAUGACUCUGUGGCACAGGGGUUUUUAAGUGAAGGUAUUAAUAAGGGGUCUGGCAGGUAUUCCCAUGAUUCACAGAACUACAUUUGCAUUUAAUUAAUCUUAAAGAAAACUGCAAGAUAAACAGCUGUAAUUCAAACUAGCAUGGGAAAUAUGCUACAUGGUGCCAUCUACCCGACAAAAGGAAAGCAGAGACACUUGUUUUAUUUCUCUCAAGGUUGACGAACAAACAGCCAUCCGAAUGGUUCCAAAGGUGGUGGUGGUGGUGGGGACACAGGUUUUAACGUUACUGCCUGGUUUGCUUUAAGAAGGGGAGGGGUGCUUUGCAUCCAAAUAACAAAACCUGAGCUUUAAAAGAACAAAGCACAAUUCCAGCAGUUAAGCAGUUGCCUUUGUUUAUUUGUGUAAAAUGUUUCUAUCCCGCCUUACCUCCUUGGACUCAGGGGGUGAACGGUGUAGCAACCAAGUUGUGAAGACAUAAAUAAUAAUCCAAUUAACAAAACUAAAGCAGAUUCAAACACACCGUUUGGCCAUUUUUUAAGCAUGUGUCGAUGUGAUUUUGUUUUUGAAGAUUCAGAUUGUACAAUGCAUCUUUAAUAAAGU